ACGGGCUACGCCAAACGUACGGCGCUUUCGUCGCCGCUGUUACGGCAAAUCAACUGCGCCGAAAGUCUCCAGUCAUUCGGUCCAGUCUCGUGCUUCAACUCGGAGUGUCGUGUUCUGUUGAGUCAAGUACGAUUUUUCAAACGUGAUCGGUUAUAUUUCUAGAACGCAAACGGAAAUCGUCUUAUUCAAAAUAUAAAAAUAUAAAGCGUCGCGUCGCUACACAGGAAAAUAGUGGUUAAUUUUGUUCUUGCGGAAGUAAAUAUUAUAACAAAGCUAAACAUAAUGGCUGAAGCGUUAAAUAUCGACGAUUUUGUGCUCUUAGAGCACGACGAAUGUGUUUACGAUAAGAGUCUGAAUGACUUAGAAAAGGUGUCAUCCGAGUCAUCAGGAGAGAAAGAAAAGCUCGAGGAACCGCUAGAGAACACCACGGAAGAAGAUUUGGACAAUCCGGAGGCGAUUCAGAACGAAGUUGUGUUCGACACGAGUAGACAGGAAAAUGCAGAGGGGCCCUUAGUUAACGACUGUGUUGUAAGCAACAAGAGCGAGCUGCAAGACGAGAAUGAGCAAGGGGAACACGAAAACUGGCAACGACUGGUGCGAGAUAUUAAACACGGGGGGCCUCACUCCUUAAAUUAAGAAAACAAAUGCAACUGCAGCUAACUGUGAAGGACAAAAAAUCACAUCACGCACCAUGUGCCAAGGACCACGACUGCGCGCUAGGAGAUGAGAACAAACGGUUAAAAAUAGAAAACGCCGAUUUACAGCAACGCUUGUUGAAUAUCGAGAUUGAAAAGACUGCACUUACAAGGAAAGGUACCCAACCCGAACUCACCGAUUUUGA
Messenger RNA from Nasonia vitripennis (jewel wasp), 841 nucleotides. RefSeq lists its product as uncharacterized. Lineage: Eukaryota; Metazoa; Arthropoda; Insecta; Hymenoptera; Pteromalidae. The record is from RefSeq and is a predicted model, not a curated record. The transcript is spliced from 2 exons. Bases 283 to 636 code for a protein of 117 amino acids.